This is a messenger RNA of Scophthalmus maximus (turbot), 1662 nucleotides long. RefSeq names its product GTP cyclohydrolase 2 (gene gch2). NCBI's taxonomy places the organism in Eukaryota, Metazoa, Chordata, Actinopteri, Pleuronectiformes, Scophthalmidae. The record is from RefSeq and is a predicted model, not a curated record. The transcript has 6 exons. Gene Ontology annotation, molecular function: GTP binding; zinc ion binding; GTP cyclohydrolase I activity. Gene Ontology annotation, cellular component: cytoplasm. The coding region runs from base 355 to 1020 and encodes 221 amino acids. Gene Ontology annotation, biological process: tetrahydrofolate biosynthetic process; tetrahydrobiopterin biosynthetic process.
UCCAGUUUCUACUAAAAGUAAAUCAGAACUAAUGGAUGAGAGAUGAGAGGGAAGCGGGGAAAAUUGGUUGCACGGUCUGCCUGAUUUGGGGAGGGAGUGCUCUGUGGUGACAUUCAACUCCGCUGACGAAACGGGCGCGUUUUGACGUAGGUGGCACCUUGCGCACGGGGAGACGGAUGCGCAUGCGGCUGCGGGUUUCGGGGCUUUAUAAGCCCGCGGAGAACCGGCGGACAGGAUCACAGCCUCACAGACCUGCAGGGCGACGACUGGACCUCUUGGACCUCACUCAUCCACUCCUCUCAUCCUCCCGAGGUGUUUAAACGAGCCCCACCGCGACCAACAGAGCGCCCAGACAUGAACGGCCACUGCAACGGAGAUGUCAUCGACGCCGUGGAGCGCCGCAAGUCGUCCGCCGUGCACUGCAAGCACGAGACGUCCCGCAAGGACUCCGAGGACAAGUCCCACUUACCCGCGCUGGAGGCGGCCUACACCAGCAUCCUGCGGGAGCUCGGCGAGGACACGGACCGGCAGGGGCUGCUGCGCACGCCGCUGCGCGCCGCCAAGGCCAUGCAGUUCCUCACCAAGGGCUACCACGAGACCAUCGACGACAUCUUAAAUAACGCCAUAUUUGAUGAGGACCAUGACGAGAUGGUGAUUGUGAAGGACAUAGAAAUGUUUUCACUGUGUGAGCAUCACCUGGUGCCCUUUUUUGGAAAGGUUCACAUUGGCUAUAUCCCCAACAAAAAAGUGGUGGGACUGAGCAAGCUGGCAAGAAUUGUGGAGAUUUUCAGUCGGAGGCUUCAGGUUCAAGAGCGCUUGACCAAGCAGAUCGCCGUGGGAAUCUCCGAGGCCCUGCAGCCAAAAGGCGUAGCUGUGGUUAUUGAAGCAACGCACAUGUGUAUGGUAAUGCGUGGCGUCCAGAAGAUGAACAGCCGUACACUGACGAGCACCAUGCUGGGAGUUUACCUCGAGGACCCCAAAACCCGGGAGGAGUUCCUGACUCUUUCACAGCACUCCUAACAAACGUCUCACUCACUCACUCACUCACUCACACACUCACACACACACUCACACACACACACACACACCACUGAUUACACAGCAGCCCCUGGACAGCCCCUCCGGAGUAACACGGGCCAAACCAAUAGAAGGAACCGAGCCAAGUCUAGAUCUCGCCUGUCUACACACUAAAGCCUGAAAGAUUCCAGGUCCAGCCGCUGAAAUACAUAAUUUGAAAUCACUGUGAAUGAAAUAGUGAAAGUAGGCCUCACAGUCAUUGUGCCUUAGAUAUUUUACAGUCCUACAUGGCAAUAUUGUUUUUAUAAAGUAUGAGUGCAAUGUUGUAAUGUCACAAUACUUUUCUUUUUAAAAAUUUCCUGAUGGGAAUUUCAUUGGUGCUUUUGCGAAGAGAUACCCUUCCUUGCUUUGUUAUUGUAUUUAAAAUCAACCGAUUUUAAUUAUUUACCUCGCUGUGUCCAUUCUGCAUAUACAUUUAUGAAGCCUUUGUAAUAUAUGAGAUUUUUAAAGACACACGCUGAAUCAUUAUAUCCGUAGUCCAAAGAGUAGAAUAACUUAUGCACCGAGUAGAUGUUUGCUUUUCUUAGUGAUCACUGUAACAAGUAUUUUGAAAAUUCUUUGCUUGAAUAAAACAUGGAAACAUUA